Molecule: messenger RNA, 1165 nt
Organism: Oppia nitens
Lineage: Eukaryota; Metazoa; Arthropoda; Arachnida; Sarcoptiformes; Oppiidae
Exons: 7
Coding region: 65-1165 (366 amino acids)
Source: RefSeq, a predicted model, not a curated record
GACAACACCUAACAAAUGAUACAUCACUUUUGAUUUUUUCAGAAAUAAUAUUUAUUUAUAUUUGAUGACAAAAAAUAUAAAUUCAGUCAAUAAUAAGGAUUUUAAUGUUUUCAAAAUGAUGGCUCAAUUAACUUAUAUUCAGCUAAUUAUAAUUAUUUUUACAUUAUCUUUCAUCCCAUUUAUUGUUAGCACAUGUAAUGAAGAAGUGCACAAUUGUUUGGAUAAAUUUGCUUCAAAUUUGGAAACCCAUAAAAAACAUCAGUUCCAGAGUACAGACAGUCAAUUAAGUGAUAUUUGCGAUGCUCAAAAUGGUAUAUACUCGGGGUUUGUCCAGUGCAUCACCAAAACGGCCGACUCGGACGGUGCCUGUGCUACGGACAUCAAUUUCCGACAAUACGUUUGCGAAACCCGUAAGCUUAAGAUGCGGAUCAAUCGAUUCAAUUGGAAACCGACUUUCUUUCAUCGACUCUGUCAUAACCCGACAUCAGAUUUAAGUCAAGGUUUCAUAAGACAUGAGGAAUGCAUUAGUGGUAUAUUUAACACUCGGAACUGGAAAUGUGAUGUCAACUAUGAUAAGCCCAUUAAGGCUAUUAAGGAGUGGAAAAACAAUAUCAACAUGACUUGUAGUUUGUGGACAAAGUUUCGCUACUGUAGUCAAAUGGAUAUCCGGCAAAAGUGUGGACCGGAGGCCGCAAUAAUAGCCGAUCAGCUGUUCCACAGUCAUCAGUCAUACUUUGAGAAAUAUAAUGCCUGCCAACUGGAGGGCGCACCCAUUGAACAGUGUUGGUUUGAUUUGCUGAGGACUGCACCGACUACUAUGCCCACCACACUAACCACUGUAAAGACUAUCGAAAGUCAAACAUUUUCAAAUGACAACAACAAUGGCAAAGAAACAAUUGACACAAAUGUUGCAAAUAUAGGAUCCAAUGAUCUAUCCGAUGACCAAUCCAUUAGUGAAAACUGGUUGAGCUCUGAUAAUGUUAAUAGCAAUUAUAGUACCGGUGAUGAUGAAGAUCAUCAUCAACAACAACAACAACAACAUCAGGAUAACAGUUUAACCAGUAGUCAAACAAAAGAUAUGUCGCCUAAAAUUUUAGGACAAUUGACCUCCGGAUCAAUUGAAUACCAGAGAGUUAAUACAUUGAAGACAUUUUUUAUUUAUUAA